This is a messenger RNA of Folsomia candida, 1694 nucleotides long. RefSeq lists its product as uncharacterized. Bases 53 to 1621 code for a protein of 522 amino acids. The record is from RefSeq and is a predicted model, not a curated record. NCBI's taxonomy places the organism in Eukaryota, Metazoa, Arthropoda, Collembola, Entomobryomorpha, Isotomidae. The transcript is spliced from 4 exons.
UUUUCACCUUGGUUCGUUCAAGCUAAAUAUUUAUUACAAGUAAAUAUUCAAAAUGUUUCUUGACCAUAAUCUUAUCAUCGGUUUGAUUUUAUGGUUAAUCAUUUUGCCAGUGGCUGGUCCAAUAUUUUUGUUCUGCUUCUUAUGGAAAUGCAUAAGCCUAGCCGUAGCAAAGUUUCGAUAUUCCAAGAGUAAACACAUUUUCAAGCCUUUAAACUUUAUGGACUCAUUCCUUCACGCUCGAGAAAAUGGAGGAAUAAUUGGUUGUGCGAUCCGAUUAGAAAAUAAUCCCAUGACUAGUGCAAAGUUGGACGUUCAAGAAUUCAGAAAUCAUUUCCUAACUACAUUUAUUAAUAAUGGGAAUAAAGAAAAAUAUCCGUAUUUUUACACAAGAUCCGUCUCAGUUUUUGGAUUCAUGUAUGCUGUUGCAAAUUUGGAACAAAAUAUCGACCUUAACCACCACAUCAGAGAAAUGCCGGUUUUGGAAGACGAGUCGGAAAAUGCAGGAUUAAGGCGUAUCAUGUCUGACAACUCAAAUUUCCAUUCGGAUUCUAUACGAUGGGAAAUAAUAAUAUUGAGGGGAAUGAUUAAUGAGUUCAUUAUUUUCAAAUUUCAUCACGCCCAUUUAGACGGAUAUUCUUUGAGAUGUUUGCUGGACAAGUUAUGCGGAAACGAGUCACAUUAUUCUGUAAAAGGGUGGAAAGGUGGAUUUUUAUACAAGACAAAAUUACUGAUAAAAUGCACAAGUCACAUUGGAAAAAUCUUCUUGACAAGUCGACUUGCUUUCUAUCAGAACUUGUCUCCACGAAACCAAGAACUGGAACAAGUUAUCACACAAGACCACAUAACAAAACCCGUAUCGAGUAAACUAAUGAUGUCAAAGAUAACUGUGGAGACUUGGAAACUAAAAGAAAUUGCGAAGAAUACCAAGACGAGCUUUCUCGCCACAGUAUUUGCUCUUCAUAUCUGGUCAAUGAAGAAGAAUACCAAUUUUCUCAACAAGUAUUCUAAUCGAGGGAAUGUUUGCCAAAUUAUAACUCCAACUGCAGUGCCUGGACAUCCUGUUGUAAAGACAAACGGAAAAUAUUGCUGCAAUCACUUCUCAAUCCUAGUUCAACAAUUCCCACUUGAUGAAAAUGAUCCAAUUAAACUACUAAAGAAAGUAAAUUCUUUGUAUAAAAGUUGUGCUGAUUCGGAGUUUUCUGAAUCAUUGUAUAUUCUGCAAAGUGUUCUAGGUCAGAUUGACCCGUACAAUUGGAUACAAUUUGCGACAAGGUUUCUUCUAAGACAGAAACUGUUUGAGCACAUGAUUAAUCCUUUCCCAUUUUGGGAUAAAGAUUGCUAUGUUUUAAGUCGGCAGAUAAAGAAUAUUUACUUUCUUGCUACUUCUCCAUAUUGUCAUGAAAAUGGUAUCAUGGUCACACCAUACACGAGGGGGGCAGAAGUAGAUAUUUCUGUUCAUGCCAGGUCGGAUAUUUUUUGUAGUCAGCAAGAAAUCGACAAUCACAUGAAUUUGUGUUGGGUCGAUGGUUUGGAAUUGUUUCUCCAAGAAACAGCGAAAAGCAGAAACACGGAAGGAAAAGUUGCUAAAGAUUUUUUAAGUAUUGAGAAAAUUCGUGCAUAGAUACACAUGCAUAAAUACAUACCUACACAAAUUUGUAUUCUUUAUACGCAAAUAAAUAAAUUUAGUUUACACA